Molecule: messenger RNA, 1151 nt
Organism: Panicum virgatum (switchgrass)
Lineage: Eukaryota; Viridiplantae; Streptophyta; Magnoliopsida; Poales; Poaceae
Product: 3-hydroxyacyl-[acyl-carrier-protein] dehydratase FabZ-like
Exons: 5
Coding region: 95-751 (218 amino acids)
Biological process (GO): fatty acid biosynthetic process
Molecular function (GO): hydro-lyase activity
Source: RefSeq, a predicted model, not a curated record
AGACCUAUAUUGGAGUCUCCCCCUGCUUCCGCUUCAAAACUGUACACGCUUCCGCUCUCCUGCCACUCCCCUCCGCCUCCCCGCCGAUCGGCCGAUGGAACCCGCAGCCAUGGCAAGAUCCCCGUGCUCCGCCAUCUCCCAGGCCUCCCUCCCGUCUGUUCCGCUCGUCCGCGGCCGCUUUUCCAUCCGACCCCUCCGCGGGCUGGCCCUGGCGAGCCCCGCCGCCGCCAGGCGGCUAGUCACUCGGUGCACUGUCGGAGACAAGGCCGAGGCGGAGAAGCCUAUCGAGAAAAGAUUUCCUCCUUUCCCGACUGUCAUGGACAUCAACCAGAUCCGCGAUAUCCUCCCACAUAGGUUCCCAUUCCUUCUGGUUGACAGAGUGAUUGAUUACAAACCAGGAGAAUAUGCUGUUGCGAUCAAGAAUGUGACAAUAAACGAUAACUUCUUCCCAGGACAUUUUCCGGAACGACCCAUAAUGCCUGGUGUUCUCAUGGUUGAGGCAAUGGCCCAGGUUGGAGGUAUAGUUAUGUUGCAACCUGAAGUAGGCGGAUCUCGAGAGAACUUCUUUUUCGCAGGGAUUGAUAAAGUGAGAUUCCGGAAGCCUGUGAUUGCUGGAGACACCUUGAUCAUGCGAAUGACUCUGAUCAAGCUGCAGAAAAGAUUUGGAAUUGCAAAGAUGGAAGGGAAAGCUUAUGUCGGGGCCGACCUAGUAUGUGAAGGGGAGUUCUUGAUGGCUACUGGAUCAGAGUGAAAGCAAGAGACAUAUUAAUACGUUAACAUUUCAGCUUUCUGGUCUUGAACGAGUAUUGUGAUGGAAGAAAUCAAAACUUGCCCCCCAUUGGCGUGAGGUACCACACUUUUGCUAGUUGCUAGUCAGUUUUCCAUGUCAGGGGUUGUGUUAGUAAGGUGACAUGGGGUGUACCCCCUGUCUAAAUAGUAGAUUAGUUGACCCCUCAAAAAAAAAAGUAGAUUAGUUUGAAUGCCGGCCAUUUUAGAGGAUUAAAUGGAGAUCAAAGCAUACUUGUAUUACCAUCGGUGAUAUAAUAACUAAGGUCAUCUUUGAUGGUUCAUUUCCGCGAAACUUUCAAUACUGGAAAUCAUUAUGUAUCCUCAGAUGGUGACGAGCUUUACUUGCCUGACCUUUUUUGAAA